This is a messenger RNA of Thermochaetoides thermophila DSM 1495, 1065 nucleotides long. RefSeq names its product fructose-1,6-bisphosphatase-like protein. Gene Ontology annotation, cellular component: cytoplasm; cytosol. NCBI's taxonomy places the organism in Eukaryota, Fungi, Ascomycota, Sordariomycetes, Sordariales, Chaetomiaceae. The transcript is spliced from 3 exons. Gene Ontology annotation, biological process: fructose 1,6-bisphosphate metabolic process; fructose metabolic process; sucrose biosynthetic process. The coding region runs from base 1 to 1065 and encodes 354 amino acids. Gene Ontology annotation, molecular function: fructose 1,6-bisphosphate 1-phosphatase activity. The record is from RefSeq and is a predicted model, not a curated record.
AUGGUAGCAGCUAACGGCAACGGCAAUUCCUUCACCGAGCAGGUUGAUACUAAUAUUAUCACCCUUACUCGGUUCCUUACGGAAGAGCAAGUCAAGCACAAGGAGGCCACCGGAGACUUCACCCUUCUCUGCCAUGCGCUGCAAUUUGCCUUCAAGUCGAUUGCCUACUACAUCCGGAGGGCGACCCUGGUCAACCUGACCGGUCUGGCCGGGUCAGCCAACACUACCGGUGACGAACAAAAGAAGUUGGAUGUCAUCUCAAACGAGUUGUUCAUUGAGGCGAUGCGGUCAUCCGGGAGGGUCGCCCUGCUGGUGUCGGAGGAGGAAGAGAAUGUUAUCUUCUUCAAGCAGGGACCGCACGCGCGGUACGCGGUAGCUUGCGACCCCAUUGAUGGCAGCUCCAACUUGGACGCCGGUGUGUCCGUCGGCACUAUCUUCGGCAUCCACAAGCUGGCUGAGGGCUCGCGUGGUGUCAAGGAGGAUAUCCUCAAGCCUGGUACGGAGCUCGUAGCCGCCGGUUUCACUAUGUACGGCGCCUCGGCUCAGCUUGUCAUCACGAUGAAGGGCGGCUCGGUCAACGGCUUCACUCUGGACAACGGCCUGGGCGAGUUCAUCCUGACGCACCCCAACAUGAGGAUUCCGCGUAAGCGUGCGAUCUACUCGGUCAACGAAGGUAACUCGCUUUACUGGGAGGAUCAUGUCAAGGCCUACUUUGAGUCGCUCAAGCAGGCCCAGCCUGACAACGGGAAGCCCUACUCGGCACGCUACAUCGGCAGCAUGGUUGCCGAUGCCUACCGUACCCUGUUGUACGGCGGUAUCUUCGCCUAUCCGGCGGACAAGAAGAGCCCGAAGGGUAAGCUGCGCAUCCUCUACGAGUGUGCGCCCAUGGCCAUGGUGUUUGAAAAUGCCGGCGGCCAAGCGGUUGACAGCAACAUGAGGAGGAUGCUGGAGGUUGUGCCCCAGGACAUCCACGACAAGUCUGGUAUCUUCUUGGGCAGCUACGACGAGGUCGAGAAGGUCAAGGAGUUCUAUAAGAAGAAGGAUGAGCUGAAGCAAAAGCAGUAG